GAGGAGAGAAAAUUUGAACCAAUUUCGAACCGUGACUCUAGCCUAUCCGGGCCUAGGUGUCGUCGAGGUAGAGAGAGAACCGUGCCAGUGACCGUGACCCUCCGACUCGGAGUCAGGCGGCUGUGGCCUAUCCUAUCCCUGCGUUGCAUCUCCCACUCGCUAAUAUUUGAGUUUUGGACUGUUGUCACGGUUCCGAGUCUAUUCGAGUCACGGUUGACGCCUGUCCGGGUACCAAUAGCGUGACCGGUCACCGAGACCAUGACGGUAACUCUCCGUCACGAUAGUCGGAUACUGGGGCAGUCUUUUUAGAGGCUGAUCAGGACCCCAACGACGCUAGGGCAUAGUCUUUCUAGGUAGGGGCUGGGGACUGGACCUCUUGGAAACUCCGCACUGGCAUCCAUCAGGCGGGGCUCGACUUUACUACUAGUAUUGCCCACUGUGCUCAUCAAAUAGUGAGCCUGAGUUUGAAGUGUCGCCAGCUGCCGCGUGUUUCGCCUCUUCAAGUUGAUGAUGACACGCGACCGCAUUCUGACAGGGGCCAAGGACCGGGUGCGGGUGCCGCGGAGGCGGCUGCGAGUUGUUACUAUGACUUGAAGCGUGGACAACGAAGAGGAUGAUGUGGAAGAUGAGGACGUGGAUAGCUCCUUCAACCAGCCGCCCAACAAAUUGAAGUUGACCGUUCACGCCGCAGCUUAGCAUGCCAGGGCCAGCCUGAGCCUGAGUGAGCGAACGGACGUCACGGUCACGGUGCUGCCGCGGUGGUUAAAAAAAAUCGACGCCAUGUGUCUCGUGCAUAGUUAUGUCCGCUUGUAGCCUGAAGCCACGGUCUAGUUACUGUACGGAUCAUGCUACGACGGGCCGGCGUUUGUACAGUACUCCAUCUUGCUAGGAUAGCCACAACCAUGUGCGAGCGCUCAUUCUCUGAUGGGUCUCGAGGCGUGGGUUUGGGCGUGCCCCCGCAUAUCCGAGACGCCCUUGAGCAGGCGCGGCUGGCCGCGCGGGAAGCGGAGACACCGACACGCCAAUCAGAAUUUAGCCGCGAAAAUACCGGCGAAGGAAUUCACUCUCUUGCGCGUACAGCAAUCAGACGCGAAUCAUCGUUUGUACAGCGUCUUCUGAAUAAAGAGAAACAAUUGAUGAAUAUACGAACGUACGUCAAUGAUUCCUUGCGCUCACAUAAAAUGCAUCAUGCUUAUCUGCGUAAUUCGUUCUUGGAUCCUGCCAUUGGUCUUGAAUUUAAACUCUUAGAGCACGGUGCACAGCAGGGAGUAUUGAUGUUGCCAAACCCUGACGUCGAAGCCCUCGAGAAAGCCCUUGCUGCAUGCGAGGUGGCACAGAACGAACUCAAAAUCGAGAAUUGUCGCCUUCAUCUGAGGCUUAGACAGGCCAUGGAGCGGAAUAAUCAGCUUGAGCAAGAAUGCGAAAAUUUGUACCUCCAGCAAAGACAGGAGAUGUAACAUAAGAAUUGAGAGCCAAAAAAGAACAUGCCAGCGGGGAAGUUUGCUUUUUUCCCCGUUACUCUGCUAGACGGACUUGGGAUUAUGAGCCACGGUGUGAAGGUAAGGACCCUCGCAUACUUAAUUGCGAAGUACUGCUUGUGAGUCAGGUGCAGUAGUUUUGCAUCUCGUCUAUCAGCUUCAUACUGACGUCUGAUCUUGCGGUGAUCAGACUUGGUCCAUCGCUGGCUUCUAUUGGUGAAACUUAGCAUAAAAUUUCGGAAGUAAUCGCGCGUCACCUCCUCUCCCCCGGAGCCGAGUGUGGACCAAUUGGCCGCACUAUUAGCUUGCAAAUCCCAUAACUGGGUGUCACGAAAGUGAAACACACCUCGUGAAACAUCGUUUCUGUAAUCAGAUACUGUCGCGCCACUAUUAAAGUACUCUUGCAGGUUUGCUGCAUCCUUAUAUUUAGUUGCACGGGAUCUGGACCUGACAGAAUUUGCAAAUUUUCCGUCACUGCUAAACUGAAUUUCUGCGUUAGCGGUAUGUAGCUGCAUUAGACAGGGUAGUAUAGUGCGUGAUGACCUCUCACCAUGCUUUCAAAGACGGUCAGGUUAUGUGUGGCCGUCUUUCUGCCACGGUACUUUGAUUUGCUUACAAAGUCUGAUAGGACGUCUUCCCUAUUGACGUAACAUUUUUGUCGUCUUUUCGGGUGUAAAUCUUCUAGGCC
Messenger RNA from Pelagomonas calceolata, 2166 nucleotides. NCBI's taxonomy places the organism in Eukaryota, Pelagophyceae, Pelagomonadales, Pelagomonadaceae. The record is from the annotation of a GenBank genome assembly.